AUGCCACCUCUACAACGCUACCUCAACAAGGUUACAUCUACAACGCCACCUCUACAACGCUACCUCCGCAACUCUAUCUCUACACCGAUACCUACAACGUCACCUCUACAACGCUACCUUUGCAACGUCACCUCUACAACGUCACCUGUACAACGCUACCUGUACAACGCUACCUGUACAACGCUACCUGUACAACGCUACCUCUAUAAUGCUACCUUUACAACGUUAACUCUACAACGCCACCUCUACAACGCCUGCUUCUUCUGCUGUGCGUGUCUAAGUGUGACAUUUUGCCCCCGUGCUCGUUUGCUCCUUCCCGAUCACCGUGUUCCCCGCGUAGGCACAUUGUGGUCGUGUGUGCACUCAUGCAUUCUGGCGAGUGUCAUGUGCGUAGACAAGCUAGCGGACAUCAUCACCACCGCCCCGAGAGAAGCACAGCGACACAUUAAGAGCACUAGCCCACCCGACCAUUGGCCCACAGCAGGACAUGUAGAGGUGCGUGACAUGGUGCUCACUUACGGCACUCAUCUGCCGCCUGUGGUGGAUGGCAUCUCUUUCACUUGUCUGCCAGGUGAGAAGAUUGGGAUAGUAGGCACGACAGGCGCGGGCAAAUCGUCGAUUGUGCUGGGGCUGUUGCGUCUUUUAGAGCUGAGCAGUGGGAGUGUAUUGAUUGAUGGCGUAGACGUGGCUCUUCUGGGCACCCACGACCUUCGCUCACGUCUCACUGUCCUCUCGCAGGACCCAUUCUUCUUCAGCGGCAAACUGAGACGUAACCUGGAUCCUUGCAGCGUGCACUCUGACGACGAGAUAUGGACUGCAUUGGUCCGCACACAGCUAUUCGAGCUGAUUCACGCACUACCCCAACAGCUCGACAGCCAUAUCACACACACGGGAACACCGUUUAGCGCCGGUCAGUUGCAGCUGCUGAGUCUCGCGCGAGCAAUGCUCAGUGACCACAGAGUAGUGCUGAUGGACGAGCCAACGGCCAGUGUGGAUGCCAUGACAGACGCACUGAUUCAACGGGCCAUUCGAGUGCACUUCCAAGCAGCCACUGUGAUACAGAUAUCUCACCGGUUAGAUACGGUUGUAGACAGCGAUCGCAUAAUUGUUAUGGACAAUGGCCGCAUCGUGGAACAAGGGUCACCGACCACUCUCUUGCAGGACACAGCAUCCUUGUUCUACGGACUGGUGCAUCAGUUUGGGGCUGAGUUGAUCCACAGAUCUGAGGCUGAAGCUGUCGGUGAAUAUACCGGCCAUCCUGCGGUUAUAGAUGGUACACCAGUAAAGAGUACUCAGUGA
Molecule: messenger RNA, 1299 nt
Organism: Sphaeroforma arctica JP610
Lineage: Eukaryota; Ichthyosporea; Ichthyophonida
Exons: 6
Coding region: 1-1299 (432 amino acids)
Biological process (GO): transmembrane transport
Cellular component (GO): membrane
Molecular function (GO): ATP hydrolysis activity; ATPase-coupled transmembrane transporter activity; ATP binding
Source: RefSeq, a predicted model, not a curated record